Messenger RNA from Sitodiplosis mosellana (orange wheat blossom midge), 786 nucleotides. RefSeq names its product putative nuclease HARBI1. The coding region runs from base 1 to 786 and encodes 261 amino acids. Lineage: Eukaryota; Metazoa; Arthropoda; Insecta; Diptera; Cecidomyiidae. The record is from RefSeq and is a predicted model, not a curated record. The transcript has a single exon.
AUGAUUUAUUUACUCCAACCUCCAACUGAAGAAGAUUACAUAGCCAUCAAUGACGAAUUUUACAAAAAGUGGAAUUUUCCAAACGUUGUUGGUUGUAUUGAUGGCAAACACAUUCGCAUUAGAUGUCCAAACCGAUCUGGUUCCAUUUAUUACAAUUAUAAAGAUUUUUUUUCAAUAGUCCUAAUGGCAGUUGUUGAUGCCAACAGCAAAUUCAUUGCCAUUGAUGUAGGCAGUUUUGGAAGAGAGGGCGACUCCGGUAUAUUUUCUAGGUGUAAUUUGGGAAAAUCCAUAAAAGAAUCUUUUCUUCCAAUCCCACCUCCGAAAAAAUUGCCAGAUACCGAUGUUGUACUCCCUCAUGUAAUCUUGGGAGACGAAGCAUUUCCACUUCUACCGAAUCUCAUGAAACCGUACCCACGGAGUCAAAGCCUAAUUGAUAGAUCGAAGGCAAUUUUUAAUUACCGUCUAUCACGUUCACGAAGAAUAGUGGAAAAUGCUUUUGGUAUCCUGACUAGUCGAUUCAGGAUAUUUUCCACUCCAAUACAUCUGAAUGUGACCACCGUUGAAAAUGUAGUAGUAUCUGCGUGCAUUCUCCAUAACAUUCUAUCAGAUGACAACAGACAUACACAAUCACAGUUGGAUGCUGAUCCUUCAGAUUUGAUAUCCAUCGAAGAUUAUGGAGAAAUUGAAGGUGAUUUUGGUGAACCGAAAGAAAUCAGAGAUAAAUUCAAAGACUAUUUCAAUGGCACUGGUGCCGUUUCAUGGCAAAACGAAACAAUUCGCCUAUGA